Messenger RNA from Linepithema humile (Argentine ant), 4176 nucleotides. The record is from RefSeq and is a predicted model, not a curated record. Lineage: Eukaryota; Metazoa; Arthropoda; Insecta; Hymenoptera; Formicidae.
CCCGGCAAGGUGCGCGACGUUCGCUCGGUCGGUUUCUCCGCGUACGUAGUGUCGCGUAAAAGUAUUGUACGGCAAAGUGUCUCAUCGCCACGCGUGACUAUCAGCCAGCGUUAUGGCGUAAAAGAGUGAACCGCAUAAAUUACCGUCGACCGUAAGUCGCGUGUAAAUUUGUUUUGAACGACGAUUCGAACGUGUUUUUUUGUGCACCGCUGUAUGUAUACGUGUUACAGGAAUCUGUCAAUGUGCCGUCUCACUCGCGAUCUCAGCUGAUUCGCGCGUGUGUAUAGACGUUUCGAUCCACUUCGCUGUCUGUCGGCACCGAUAGUGUCUGAAUCCGCCGUUAACGGCACGGAGGUACAGUGUUCGCCUGUCAAAGGAGAUCGGCGAAGCAUGCGUGGAGAUGCGCGCGGCCGCAUCGUGGCUUGAUGUGACUCGUGCGCGGUUUUGAGGUUAUUUCGGUACUAUUCUCGUGUAACUGACCUAUACCCUGUCCCGACGGAAAACUCCCGGAUCUUUUAUUUCCACUCUGACGCUCCGAGCGACGAGUCGCGUUUCCGACGGUUCGCGCUGCCGACGUUUCGCAUAAAUUACAAACUGCGGCUGAACGUGCAGUGUGUGCUCUAACCUAAAAAUUGAAUUCAAGAAUUAUUCGAAAUGUGUUUCAUCGCGUGAACGUGUUUUGUCAGAGACUCCAAGAGACUCUUUAUUUUCGUGAGGAUAUCUUUGCAUCAUUUGCAUGCAAUGUCAAUGAAUAUUUUGCGCUGGCACGUCAUUUUCUCAUGAUGUCAAACUUAUUGUUUGUGCUUGACAAAAACAGCGAGCUACUGUGACAACACGUCAGAACUUAUAGACUUAGUUUUUAUCUGUAUAAGUCGGAAUAAGUCGGCAACAUGUUGUGCAUAAAGAAGUUGUACCGGGAGGAGUUGCUGCAACUAGCUUUGCUGCUCUCCUUACUGCGUGUAGAUCCAGAAUCUUAUCUAGGUCUGGAUAUUCAAACCAUCAAUGUGGGAUCUUUGGAUCUCAACAAUGGAUCUGGAUGGCACACGGAUCACACAAUUAUCCAUCGUCCGAUGUUUGUGCACCCAAAGAAUCCAGAUUCUAUGCUUCUCAACUAUCAAAGGGAUUUGUUUGAAGAACUGAAUUCAUUAGGCAGAUACAAUAGAAUGAAUUCUGGUCUGAAUGCUAUACAAGCUUAUCUAUUAAAUGUUGAAGAGUCUAACACAGAUACAUCAUUAGCAGGACCUAGUGUACCUGUUUCCACAAAUACAACUAGGAAUAUGACAUCUCCUGAUCCACCAACUUCUGCGCAAAGCCCUGCAUCACCAGUUAGUGCAGCGGAACUUACUCAAGAGGAUAUGGAUCUGAUCGAGGUCCUGUGGAAACAAGAUGUGGAUCUGGGAUUCACGCUGGUAGAACCGGCCACGGCGCCCACUAAAAAGCCGUCAACAUCGGAAAAGAAAUCGGCGGACGAAAUUGAGAAGUUGAAAACCUUGGAAGCUAUCAAUGCCACCAAUCAAAAGGACGAUGCCAAGGAGCCCGAGCCGCAGGAGGAUGAUCCGUGGGCAGGACUUCCCUACACAGUGGAUCUGGAAACCGGUGAAUACAUUCUCAAUUCCGGUAGCCAAAACGGUAGUGGAAGUAGCAUCGUCGAAGAGGACGAUCCGCUUCUCAACGAAGCAUCGUUGGCAUUAGACAACCACCCCUUGGCUGACCUGUCCGAUGAUUCUCUGGGGCUAAACGACACUCUAGGAUUCGAGCAUGACUUUACUUCAGAGUUACUCGGAGGUAGUCUUUUGGAAAACGCCGGCGUAGAGGGCCUUCUUACCAACGAUACUCUUGGCUUGCCCGACGAAUUUAAUCUUGAGGAGGCGCUUCAGCUCGUUGGCCUCGAUGAGGCUCAACCAGAGGAAACGAAGCCGGAAGUGAAGAAGAAGAAGAAGAAAGAGGAUAGCGUCGAAGACUCCGCAAGUGCAGAGGGUGACGCGGCCAUCAGUAACAACGCCUCGAGUAACGUCGAGGUCACAAAGUCAUCCAGGUGCGAGGAUCCUGAAACCGGCGACAUGAUUCACGCAUCGCAUCCCCAUUAUCCCCAUCAUCCACACCACCGCUCCUUCCAGAGGGUACACAUGAACGACGUGGAGCAAGCCUUCGUCAAGCCGCAUCCGCAGACCAACGAGCACACGUGCCAAGGGAAUACAGAAUGUUGGAGUCUGAUAUUAGACGAAGGUCUUCUCCAGAAUUUAACAAACAGUAGCGAGCCAAUGGGAGCAGAAAGUGGUGCGACUUACAAAUCUGAACCCACUGAUAUGAUGUAUUAUCACACACCAGCAACAGAUUCUAUCAACCAAACCACGGACGGAUUUCUUUCGUCCUUACUCAAUGACGAGGAUUUGCAUCUGAUGGACAUGGCCGUGAACGACGGCAUGUAUACCAUGCGCAUGUUGGACAAUGGUAACAACAAUGCAUCCGGACCCACCGGUGCAGCGACUCUACCGGGUGUACAAGCCGCUGGCGGGACAACUUCGACGGCUGCGGCUGUCACGACUCUACCUGGUGUAACCGAUGAAAGGAUGGACGCUUCGAGCGACAGUGCUGUUAGUAGCAUGGGCAGCGAACGCGUACCAUCGCUCUCGGAUGGCGAGUGGAUGGAAACUGGAUCCAAUUCCAGCCAUACUCAAGCUGACUCUCAUUAUACUAUGGAUUAUGCUGGCAAAUAUCGCAUGCCAUAUGACUGCAGCUACUCGGUAACCGCGAGAAAUGCUGGCUCCCCGAGAUGUCAAACAGAACGGACUAUACCGCCGCCGGUCGCACAGAAAAAACAUCAAAUGUUCGCCAAGCGAUAUUUUCAGGAGCAAAACACCUGCUCGCCUUUGGGAGCUACCGCACAUCCGACCACUCCGAUGAAAUAUGAAUAUGACACGCAUACGGUGGGUGCGGGUGCACCAGGGAAUACAUAUUCUGGACCAAUCGAGGGUGCAGCCGGACCACAGCCAGAAAUUAAAUAUAGUUGUAGCGUGGAUUUCAGCCGUCAUCAAUCUGGGCGAUCUGCAAUAGAACAUGUACAUCACAAUCACACCUAUCAUUUGCCUGCCGAAAGCUCAGGAUCUCUUCAACGUCCUAUUUCCCGCGACAAGAAAAUUCGCAAAAGUGAGGCGGAUGAGCAUCUAACAAGAGACGAGAAGAGAGCGAGAGCAUUGAGUGUACCGAUUGCAGUCAGUGAUAUCAUCAACCUUCCUAUGGACGAGUUUAACGAACGUCUCAGUAAAUAUGAUCUCAGCGAAGCCCAAUUGUCCUUAAUACGCGACAUUAGAAGACGAGGCAAAAACAAAGUUGCCGCACAGAAUUGUCGCAAACGCAAAUUGGAUCAAAUUAUAAGCCUGGCUGAUGAAGUGAAAGAGAUGCGAGACCGUAAGAUGAGGCUUAUCCGUGAACGUGAGUUUAUGCUCAUCGAGAGACAGCGAGUAAAAGAUAAAUUUAGUCAACUUUAUCGUCAUGUUUUUCAGUCCUUACGGGAUCCAGAUGGUAAUCAAUACCAUCCGUACGAAUACAGUCUUCAACAGUCUGCGGACGGGAACGUUCUGUUAGUUCCCAGAAAUCAAACAAAUCCGCACCAGUCACGACAGUCUUCGAUGGAGCCGAAGACUAAACCCGAUCCUGAGCACAAGGAAUGAAACCAAGGAAUCGAAGGAUCAUAUGUCAAUGUGAUUGGUUAUCAAAGAACUUCUUCAACAGUACGUGCGUUUAAAGCACAGUGAAAGCGAACACAGUGUCAGGGAUUGAGAAUCGUACGCUUUAAUAAAUUUAUUGCGCAUAACUUUUAACAAGUAGAUCUUGUGAUCUUACACUUGUCACAUCUCACACUGUGUUUAAACGAACAACGAAAUUCGACGAAAAUGCUAGCUGCUCACAAACGCAGCCAUGUGAUUUCCGGCAAUUGAUUUUUUAAUACGUUUAGAGAUUUUAGUAGGAGAAAAUAGGAUUUAUAAUCCCAAGUGGUUUUUGUAUUGAUGGGUGAUACUACAGUUUUCAGUUAUUUUUGACUAUGUAUGUUUAUAUAUUUUUUACAUCCAAAGGCCACAAAUUAGGCAAAAAAAACAAAAAAAAUGAAAUGAAAAAUGGCUUAAUGAAUUUUGAUGAAAUUUGCAGGGAAGGUAAUCUAGGGUGAAAGAAGAAAAA